Messenger RNA from Mytilus trossulus (common blue mussel), 1380 nucleotides. RefSeq lists its product as uncharacterized. The record is from RefSeq and is a predicted model, not a curated record. Lineage: Eukaryota; Metazoa; Mollusca; Bivalvia; Mytilida; Mytilidae. Bases 1 to 1380 code for a protein of 459 amino acids. The transcript has a single exon.
AUGGAGAGUUUAGUUAGAGGACUUGAAUCGCUAGGACAGACACAGGACUCAUACGGUAAUUUAUUAGUUCCGAUUAUAAUCAACAAACUACCCGGAGAAAUCAGAAAGCAUCUCGCUCGGGAGCAUGGUACGACAAAUUGGUUAUUACCAGAUCUUCGAAAAAGUAUACAUAAAGAGAUACAAAUCAUGGAAGCCGGACAAGUUACACAGACGGAAAGUGAUAUUUCGUAUACUACCCUUUUCGCCGGUGCUAACACACAAAGAAAACACAACGCAAGUACUAGAAAUAUGAAUCAGCAUUUAACAGAAAAGCCGUGCAUUUUCUGCAAAGACAUUCAUUCGCCUGCCAACUGCCAGAAAGUACGCGAUUUAGAUGAACGCAUCGCUAUUGUUAAACGUAACAAUUUAUGCUUCAACUGCCUCGGUACACAUCACAUAAAGGAAUGCAAAACGAAAAGCUCAUGUCGUAACUGUGGUAAACGACACCACACUAGUUUAUGUAAUGAAGUUGGACAAACCGCGAACCCCGACCAGAGAAGUGAAAACCGUUUCACUGACACGAAAGAUUCCGCUCACAGUUGUACGAACGAAAGUACGACAUCUACACCGACUGUAGUUAAUCUUGUGAAGGAUACCGAGAUACAAGAAGACUCAACAGUAUUACACUCGUCAGCACAAACUCACUCAAAAGUAUUGUUGAAAACUGCUGUGGCCCCCGUUUGGUCAGAUCAUAAUUGCACAGAUACGAAUAUUUUGUUUGAUGAAGGCGCUCAAAGGUCUUUUGUAACGGAGAGUCUUGCGCGAAAAUUAAACCUGCAGAGAGAAGGAGCCGAAAAGAUUCAACUCUCAUCAUUUGGAGAAACCAACACUAAUGCUAGGCGACUCGAUAAAGCCACAGUUUAUGUUGAAACUGAAACUGGACAUAAAAUACCUAUAUAUGCAUUAAUCGUUCAAAUGAUAGCUACGCCGUUACAGAACCACAUUCGUUACAUUGACAGGAAUAAUAACUAUUUGCAAGGACUAAAGCUCGCACAUCCAGUUACGCAACAGGAUUCAUUCGAAAUUUCACUAUUAAUUGGAGCCGAUUUUUAUUGGGAAAUAAUUGAAGAUAAAGUUGUACGCGGAAACGGACCCACCGCAGUCAAAUCGAAAUUAGGGUACUUACUUUCUGGACCGUUAGAAAAACCACACUUAUCAACAGCGUCAAGCAUUUUCAAUGUUCUUAUUUCACAUAAAACAGAAGAACACGACUUAGAAGCGUUUAGGAAGAUUGAAGCUACAGGAAUAGAAUCUCCAGGAGUACACGGAAAAGAGAGCUAUAUAGAGUUUCGCGACGACGAAGAUUAUACAAAGUUACCAUGGAAACACAACAACGAUUAA